ACGGGAACAGGGCGUUUCGGAGGGGGUUGCCAUGGGGACCUGGAUGCUGACGAAGGCUCGCGAGGCUGCAUGCAGCCACAGUGCCCUGCUCAGAAGCCCCGGGCUCGUCAGUCAAGCCCGUUCUCAGUUCGCACUCGGCAGCACGGGCAGGCGAGUGGCUCCCAGUUCCGGAAGCAGAGCGGCAGUGCUUCAGUCCUGGUUGCCUGGCCCCGAACCUCGCCUGCCCGCCCAGCACCAGGAUGGCCACCAUCACCUGCACCCGAUUCACGGAAGAGUACCAGCUCUUCGAGGAACUGGGAAAGGGCGCCUUCUCGGUGGUUCGCAGGUGUGUGAAGGUGCUGGCCGGCCAGGAGUAUGCUGCCAAGAUCAUCAACACCAAGAAGCUCUCAGCCAGAGACCAUCAGAAGCUGGAGCGUGAAGCCCGCAUCUGCCGCCUCCUGAAGCACCCCAACAUUGUCCGACUCCAUGACAGCAUCUCUGAGGAGGGACACCAUUACCUGAUCUUCGACCUGGUCACUGGUGGGGAGCUGUUUGAAGACAUAGUGGCCCGGGAGUAUUACAGUGAAGCUGAUGCUAGCCACUGUAUCCAGCAGAUCUUGGAGGCAGUGCUGCACUGCCAUCAGAUGGGGGUGGUGCACCGGGACCUGAAGCCUGAGAAUCUGCUGCUGGCCUCCAAGCUCAAGGGCGCUGCGGUGAAGCUGGCGGACUUUGGCCUGGCCAUAGAGGUGGAAGGAGAACAACAGGCGUGGUUCGGGUUUGCAGGGACACCUGGAUACCUCUCCCCAGAAGUGCUGCGGAAGGACCCUUAUGGAAAGCCUGUGGACCUGUGGGCCUGUGGGGUCAUCCUGUAUAUCCUGCUGGUUGGGUACCCUCCAUUCUGGGAUGAGGACCAGCAUCGCCUGUACCAGCAGAUCAAAGCUGGCGCCUAUGAUUUCCCAUCACCCGAGUGGGACACCGUCACUCCGGAAGCUAAGGACCUGAUCAAUAAGAUGCUGACCAUUAACCCGUCCAAACGUAUCACAGCUGCCGAGGCCCUCAAACACCCCUGGAUCUCGCACCGGUCCACUGUGGCCUCCUGCAUGCACAGACAGGAGACCGUGGACUGCCUGAAGAAGUUCAACGCCAGGAGAAAACUGAAGGGAGCCAUCCUCACCACCAUGCUGGCCACCAGGAACUUUUCGGGAGGGAAGAGUGGAGGAAACAAGAAGAACGAUGGUGUGAAGGAAUCUUCGGAGAGCACCAACACCACCAUUGAGGAUGAAGACACCAAAGUGCGGAAACAGGAAAUUAUAAAAGUGACAGAGCAGCUGAUUGAAGCCAUAAGCAAUGGAGAUUUUGAGUCCUACACGAAGAUGUGCGACCCUGGAAUGACAGCCUUUGAACCUGAGGCUCUGGGGAACCUGGUCGAGGGCCUGGACUUCCAUCGAUUCUAUUUUGAAAACUUGUGGUCCAGGAACAGCAAGCCCGUGCACACCACCAUCCUGAACCCCCACAUCCACCUGAUGGGUGACGAGUCAGCCUGCAUCGCCUACAUUCGCAUCACGCAGUAUCUGGACGCCGGCGGCAUCCCCCGCACGGCCCAGUCCGAGGAGACCCGCAUCUGGCACCGCCGGGACGGCAAAUGGCAGAUUGUCCACUUCCACAGAUCUGGGGCGCCCUCUGUCCUCCCGCAUUGAAGGACCGAGCUGGGGGUCACUGCGUUGCUGUGUCACGGGGACCCGCUCUUUGUCCGUGGAAUGUGGCUGCUGGUUCUCCCACUUGGAUUUUGCUGGAAUUCCCCUCACCGCGUCACCCUUCCACGACGUUGUCAAUCACCGCUGUACCUGGGUCAAGAAAACCUGCCUGUUCACAAAAGCCAUCACGACUUCAGAGCAAAUGGCCACAUCCUGCUCCAUACCCUGCCCCGCCCCAUGUCUCCCACUCACUCGCUGGCCUUCUCCCAUCGACUUUUCCUUGUGGCUUCCCCUGGUGGGGUGGGCUUCCCCAGGCCUGGGUACCAGGUGGCUGGCUCCCAGGACCACCCCACCAGGCUAUGGGCUAGGACCAGGGGUGGGGAGAAGGAGGGGCGGAG
Molecule: messenger RNA, 2071 nt
Organism: Loxodonta africana (African savanna elephant)
Lineage: Eukaryota; Metazoa; Chordata; Mammalia; Proboscidea; Elephantidae
Gene: CAMK2A
Product: calcium/calmodulin dependent protein kinase II alpha
Exons: 18
Coding region: 240-1676 (478 amino acids)
Biological process (GO): protein phosphorylation
Molecular function (GO): ATP binding; calmodulin binding; calcium/calmodulin-dependent protein kinase activity
Source: RefSeq, a predicted model, not a curated record